GUGCUGUUGAUCCCCGUUACAACACCGAAAGUACCGACUAGCAGUCCAUCCGAUCACACAGUUAGAGAUUCAAUCGGGAGCCGAUAGGAGCGGAGCUACCCACAGUCUGUCAACAGAUCGACAAUUUCCCCGUCUGUGGAGUGAUGCGUGGCCUGUGGACGUCAAUUGUUGUGAUGCCCAUCGUGCCACAAUGUUCCUCCUCGUACACUUUGGUUACGCGCUACUCGGCUUGUCACUGAUCCAGGUCGUGCCUGAGGCCAAUGGCUUCUCUUACGAGAAUCUACCCGCGGUAGCGAUGGAUUACAAAGUGCACAUCGACGCCGGCAAGGAAGAUUGCUACUUUCAAUACGUAAAUCCGGGCGCUACGUUUUACGUCAGUUUUCAGGUCUUGCGUGGCGGAGACGGGAAAGCAGGAUUUGCGGUGAGAAAUCCAGACGGAACGAUAGUUCAUCCUUAUCAAUGGCGCGCCAAUGCCGACUACCAAGAUCAAUCCGUGAACGGUGGUUAUUAUAGCGUGUGCAUUGAUAAUCAAUUCUCGAGAUUCGCCGCGAAACUAGUAAACUUGUACAUCACAGUGAUCAGAUAUGAUCAAUGGCAAAAGUAUACGCAAGAACUGGAAGAAUUAAAUCUCUCCGUCGAGAACUUUACGAAUACGAUUAUAAACGUGGAGAAGAACAUCAACGAGAUGCUACAGACUCAACAUUGGAGUAGGAGCAGAGAAGCGAGAGAUCUCAAUCUGCUGUUGGACAAUAAUUCUUACGUACAGAUAUGGUCGAUCGCGCAAUUGGCCCUCAUUCUGAUGACUACCACCGUUCAGGUGUACUUCGUUAGGAAACUGUUCGACGAGAAACCAUCCGGACAUUCCAAGACACGCAUUUAACAUUUGGUGUAUCACGACCGAUUGCUCGCUCCAAGAGAGAUACAAUGUUUUUUGUGAUAAGACAAUUGCAUAUUGCUAUUACUUUCGGUUAUAAAUCCAUUUAUCAUACGCAAAUCAGUAUGUAACGGCGCAAUUGCACAUCACGCGUGCAAUCGUUUCGAUUAUAGCACCUUGUAAAAGUGUGAUAUGUAUUUUUUUGCGUAUCGAUACGAUUUGCGUCCUUGCGCCGUUUUACAAAAUUUAAUUGUACAUUGAUUCCUGAAGACUGCGUCCGAAUGCAGGGAGUAUAUACGAUACGAUAUACAAGAGAUUUUGAAAUUGGUUAUCGAUCGAAAAAACGAAGUCCCGGAUGUGUACGUGUAAACGGAGAAAGAUUUAUGUUCAACAAAUUGGAACGUGUGAUUUCAAUUUGCAAAAACAGAACGAAUAGAAUAUUCCUAUCGACGAGAUUUUGUGUUCUUUAUCGAAUUUUGUUACAUUAUCGCAACAUAGUAUUAAGUGCACGCUAGAGAUUUCUUAACGAUACUUCUGAAGAAUACUGUGUUAAGAUAUACUUCCUGUUUUAUUAUAUAUUAAUAUUAUAUAUAUAUAUAUGUAUAUCAGUCAGAGAGCACCGCGCUCUCUCUUGCGCAUCACAUGAGACUCGUAUUUUCCACAUCUCUCGCUUUCGAUCAUGUUUACUCGCAUUCGCUUUUAAUUUCAGACAUUCUCAUAUAACAUAUAUUAAAGUCAAUAUAUUUAGGAAUGAAGAAAAGGGAAAUAUAUAAAAUAAUGUUUAUAUUGUAUUUGUACAAAAGUAAUAAACAGACGCAUACUUUUGUUA
Messenger RNA from Pseudomyrmex gracilis, 1703 nucleotides. RefSeq names its product transmembrane emp24 domain-containing protein 5. The transcript has 4 exons. NCBI's taxonomy places the organism in Eukaryota, Metazoa, Arthropoda, Insecta, Hymenoptera, Formicidae. Gene Ontology annotation, cellular component: COPII-coated ER to Golgi transport vesicle; Golgi apparatus; endoplasmic reticulum. Gene Ontology annotation, biological process: endoplasmic reticulum to Golgi vesicle-mediated transport; intracellular protein transport; Golgi organization. Bases 191 to 880 code for a protein of 229 amino acids. The record is from RefSeq and is a predicted model, not a curated record.